Molecule: messenger RNA, 1987 nt
Organism: Rotaria sp. Silwood1
Lineage: Eukaryota; Metazoa; Rotifera; Eurotatoria; Philodinida; Philodinidae
Source: the annotation of a GenBank genome assembly
CAUUUUGUUCAUUACGUGUAGGCAUUCAAAUAUUAUUCAAACUCUGAACGUCAUCGUCAUAUGUUGACUAUUAGCUUUCUUUUUCUACUUUUAGGUGUUGUUUUGUUGAUUCUACGUUUCUUUCAGGUUAAAAUGCUACAUCUAACAUUGAUCAAUGACUAAUUCACUGUUUUCUAUAGUAUACAGCAUUUGCCAUAGCAGGAUCGAAAUUGACGCAAUGUAUUCGUUUGAAAGCAUUUGGAUGUCUUCUUCGUCAAGAAGUUGCUUAUUUUGAUCGACCUGAAAACAGUUCAGGUGCGAUUUGUGCUCGCCUUUCUUCUAAUGCACUAGCCGUUCAAGAGGCGAUGGGUAUACGAUUAGGAAACAUUUGCGAAGCUCUUACAUUGUCGGUUUUUGGAAUUCUAUUUGGAUAUUUCAUAAGCUGGCAAUUGACAGUGAUCACUUCUGUACCUCUGGUUAUUCUACUCGCACUCACCUAUGGAAAUGUGUACUUACGUAUAUCGCUGAAUCAACAAACAACUCUAAUUCUUGGACGAGCAAGCACUGUAAGAUCAUACUGUAGCUGAUAAUUUUCGAUUUUGUUGGAAAAGUUAUUUUGUUCUCACUUGCUUGAUAAGCUUAAUGCAUCCAUCAUAUUUAUUCUGUCAUUUACUUUUACAGCUUGCUGUUGAAGUUAUUCACAACAUGCGUACAAUAAAACAGUUGUCCAUUGAAAAGGAAAUAUUAAGAAAAUAUUCUGAAAUAAUUUAUGAAGUGCCUAUGUUAGUCAAUCGAGUCUUGUAGGUUUAAAAAUUAUUAAUGAAUCUUAUUAUGUUAUAGAUUCUCUUGGAAAUUUUUGGUGCUAUCUUCAACGGCGUAUAGUAUAUUUUGGAUACUAGAUAUAUAUACUUUGGCAUUUAUGUAUUGGCGUGCUCUAGUUCUAAUUGAAAAGAACGAGACCACCUCGAACAGUGUUAUAAUGUAAUUAAAACUACAGUUCGGUAAUCUAGAGACAAAGUUUCAUUAUCUUUUCAAUUUAUUAGGGUCUGUUCGCUUGCUGGUUUUUCGAUUCAAGCACUAAGAAUUGUCGGAAUGAAGUGACAUUCUUGUUCUCGAAGUUUGAGUUUUUCCUUUCACAGACUCUCAUUCUAGAUCUUGGCGCGUUGCUGCAUCAAUCUCAGCUGCUGAAGAAUUUUUUGAUUUAUUUGAUCGAAAACCUGCUAUCGACAAUACAUCUGGUGAAGGACAAGAAUUGGUUGACUUUCGUGGUGACAUCAAAUUUGAUCAAGUUAAAUUCAUCUAUCCAACUCGGCCAACAUCUAUUAUUCUUAACAAAUUUCAAUUUAAUAUCAAACCAGGUCAACGUGUAGCUCUUGUUGGUACAUCUGGAUGUGGUAAAUCAACAAUAAUUCAACUAUUAGAACGAUUCUAUGAUGUUACUAAUGGUCAACUUCUGCUUGAUGACGUUGAUAUUCGACAAUUAAACAUUCAUUGGGUUCGGUCUCGUUUGGGUCUUGUCAGUCAAGAACCAGUUAUGUUCGAUUUAACAAUUGCUGAAAAUAUAGCGUAUGGCUUAGAAAAUGUUCUAAUAGAAGAUAUUAUCAAUGCAGCGAGUAGAGCUAAUAUUCAUCAAUUUAUUCACCAAUUGCCUCAGGGCUAUGGAACAAAAGUAGGGUUGAAAGGUACUUUUCUGUCAGGUGGUGAGAAGCAACGUAUUGCUAUAGCUCGAGUUCUUAUUCGUCGACCUAAAGUACUGCUCUUAGAUGAAGCUACAAGUGCCAUGGAUUCACAUAAUGAACACCUCAUACAACAAACUCUUGAACAAGCUCAAACAGAAGACCCUAGUCGAACAUUACUCAUUAUUGCACAUCGUUUUUCAACUGUUCGUUCGUGUGAUUUGAUUUGUGUCCUUGAUAAAGGACAUAUAGUGGAAAGUGGUACUCAUACAGAAUUGAUAAAACGACGUGGACCUUAUUAUAAAAUACUUGCUCAAAACAAUUUGCAAUAA